Messenger RNA from Lactuca saligna, 4159 nucleotides. The record is from the annotation of a GenBank genome assembly. Lineage: Eukaryota; Viridiplantae; Streptophyta; Magnoliopsida; Asterales; Asteraceae.
ACACAACAACAUAAAAAUAAAAAAGAACUACAUGGUCAGAUAUUUUCUUAGAUAUUUUGAGACAAUUUUCUGUGUUCUUGAAUAUCGUGCUUUCACCAUUGCUUUAAUUCUCGCUCAAAAACAGUUGAUCCAAAAAUGCAACCAAAGAAAUUGCUAUCGCCGUCUGCAUUUUACGGGCAUUCUCUUUUCUUUCUUUUCUUCCAUUAAUAAAGGUAUGAAAGCUUCUCCAGAGGUCACUGAUUCAUUACAGGGUCAUGCUGAAAGUUCAAGUCAAACUAAUACAAGACCCCUUGGUACAAGUGACAUUGGACACUUUGGUGUUGAGACAAAUGUGACAAAUUAUGACCUCAUGAACCCAAACAUUGCAACCACUUCAGGCACAAGGGAUAUUAGGGAUUGUUUGUCAAGCAUGCCUUUAAAUCCUGAAAGUGUUAAAGCUAGGUUUAAUAAUGAACAAGAGAAUGAAGAUCUUCCUAAAGAACAACCAUCUGACCAGUUAAUGGAUAGUAACAUCAAUAAGAGGUUAAAGGUAUCAAGCUCAAUGAACUUCUCUAAUUUCCUUUUUAGGCAAUCUAUAAAGGGAAAAGGGUUUUUGUGCAAAAGUUCAAAGAUCUCUAAUGAGCACAAUGUUGCAGAAAUGACAAAGAAUACUGAAAAUAAAGAUUUCAUGGGCAGAAUGAGUUCUAAUGGAUCAUUAAAGUUAAGUGAAAUGACUCUUGAUUUCCCUCAAGAAAUUGCAUACAAAGGGAUGAACUUGAGGAAGUGGCUAAAACACAAUUCUAUACAAGUGAAUAAAGCUGAGAGGUUGCAGAUAUACAGACAGGUUGUUCAGGUUGUUGAUAUGGCACACUCUCAAGGAAAUGCCUUGCAAGAUUUAUGGCUUUCAAAUUUCAGUUUGUUGCCAUCAAAUGAGAUCAUUUAUUUUGAUUCUUCAACAAAUUACGAAGCAAUAAAUAGUUCUCAAAGUAAUAGAAAACAUAUUCAACAAGGGAGAGAGUCAUACUCUGUAACUAUUGAACUUGAAAAAAAAUGGUAUGCUUCUCCAGAGGAGCUCUAUGGAGUGGAAUCAUUAUCAGCAAAUAUCUACAACCUUGGUGUUCUCUUAUUUGAGUUACACUCCUCAUUUGCAUCAUUAGAGAUGCAUUCUGCAGCAAUGUUAGAUUUACAAUACCGGAUCCUUCCACCAAGUUUCAUUUCUCAAAAUCCACAAGAAUCUGCCUUCUGUCUUUGGCUCCUCCAUCCUCACCCUUCAUCUCGCCCAACAACAAGGGAAAUCCUACAAUCUGAGUUAUUAAGUGGAACCAAAGAAUUUUACUCCAAGAACACUUAUUCUCCAAUUAUAGACAAGACCGAAGAUUCCGAUUUUAAGAUUCUAUUUAAUUUUCUAGUUUUAUUAAAGGAACAAAAGGAAAAACACGCGUUGGAGUUAUAUAAAAACAUCCAGUUGUUAGAAACCGAUAUCAAGAGUUUUCAGCACGUGUAUUAUGAUUCAAAAAAUAUAUUCGAGACAAGAAUGAAGAGAAACAUGAGUCAUCUUGAAUGUGCUUAUUUCAGCAAGAGGUCCCAACUCCAACUUUCUAAUUCUACCACUGCCUCUAAUGACCGAAAUGACCUUGACCUGUUAGGGAAUCAUGAAAGGUGCUGUGAUGAUUUUUUAAAGGGUAUAUGUAAGUUUAUAAGAUAUAGCAAGUUUGAGGAAUGUGGGAAUUUAAAAAUCGGGAAUCUUUUGAAUUCUGCAAAUGUGAUAUGCUCUUUGAGCUUUGAUCGUGAUGAGAAGUACAUUGCUGUUGCUGGUGUCUUGAAGAAAAUAAAGAUUUUUGAAUUUGUUUCGCUUUUAAAUGAUUCUGUUGAUGAUGUUAAUUAUCCUGUUGUUGAGUUGGUUAAUGAUUCGAAGCUUAGUUGUGUUUGUUGGAACAAGUACCUCAAGAAUUAUUUGGUGUCAGCUGAUUAUGAUGGUGUGCUUCAGGUGUGGGAUGCAUUCAUUGGUCAAGGGUUAUCUCGUUAUAUAGAACACCAAAGAAGGGCAUGGUGUGUUGAUUUUUCUCGUGUGGACCCCACGCAAUUUGCCAGUGGCAGCGAUGAUUGUUCAGUCAAGUUAUGGAGCUUAAACGAUAAAAAAUCAACAUGCACAAUCAGAAGUGCUGCGGAUGUGUGCUGUGUACAAUUCUCUCCAUGUUCUUCACAUCUAUUGGCUUUUGGAUCUGCUGAUUACAAGAUACAUUGUUAUGAUCUUCGACAUGUAAAGAUUCCAUGGUGCACGUUAGCAGGACAUGAAAAGGCUGUAAGCUAUGUGAAGUUUUUGGAUUCCGAUUCCGUUGUUUCUGCAUCCAUUGAUAAUACAGUGAAGCUUUGGGACCUGAAAAAAACCAGUUUAGAGGGGAUUUCUACUGAUGCUUGCUGCAUGACCUACAAAGGUCACACUAACAAAAAGAACUUUGUUGGCUUAUCUGUUCUUGAUGGAUAUAUAGCAUGCGGUUCUGAAUCCAAUGAGGUUUAUGCCUAUCAUAAAAGUUUCCCAAUGCCAAUUACUUCCUACAAGUUCGGAACCACUGAUUCCAUUUCCGGUGGUAACAAUGGAGAGUUUGUUUCCAGUGUUUGCUGGAGGGAAAAAUCAAAUAUGAUUGUUGCUGCCAAUUCAGGUGGACAUAUAAAGAUCCGUUCCGCGGAGCUACCUCCGAGGAAUGAACUCAUUCCACGGAGGCAGCUCCGCGGAAUGGAUCUUCAGGAUUUUUUUCCCACAUCGAUUCUUCGGGGUUUAUACUCAUUUCGCAGAGCAAAAGUUUAUUCCUCGGAGCGCGUAACACAUACUUUCUGUCGGUAUGCAAAUCAACAACCGGAGAAAUCGCCGGAGAAUGAGAUGCAGUGGUACGUCGUCGCAUCGCUCCUCACAGUUCUCACCAGUUCUCAGGGAAUUUUGACUACAUUGUCACAGAGUAAUGGGGGAUACAAGUAUGACUAUGCAACUAUUCCUUUUCUUGCUGAAAUCUUCAAGCUUAUUGUAUCCAGCAUCUUCCUAUGGAGAGAGUGUAAGAAAUCACCUCCUCCUAGAAUGACAACAGAAUGGAAGAGUGUUCGUUUAUACCCAAUCCCCUCUAUUAUAUACCUCAUCCAUAAUAAUGUUCAAUUUGCAACCCUCACAUAUGUCGAUACAUCCACAUACCAAAUACUUGGAAAUUUGAAAAUUGUCACUACAGGAAUAUUAUUCAGGCUCUUCUUGAAGAGGAAGCUCUCCACAUUGCAGUGGAUGGCAAUAGUUUUAUUGGCUGUUGGAACAACCACAAGUCAGGUCAAAGGAUGUGGAGGAGCAUCUUGUGAGUCUCUCUUCUCAUCCCCAAUCCAAGGUUUAUACUGGCAGAAUGUUCAACUCUACACGUUUGGUGCAAUUUUUAACAUGGCAAGACUUUUUGCGGAUGAUUUUAGAGGAGGAUUUGAGAAAGGAGCAUGGUGGGAACGCCUCUUUAAUGGCUACACUAUUACAACAUGGUUGGUGGUGUUCAAUCUUGCUUCCACUGGUUUACUUGUCUCAUGGCUGAUGAAGUAUGCUGACAACAUUGUCAAGGUGUAUUCCACAUCAAUGGCUAUGCUACUCACAAUGCUUUUGUCUGUCUUCCUAUUUACUUUCAAACCAACAUUACAACUUCUUUUGGGUAUUAUUAUCUGCAUAAUGUCGUUACACAUGUAUUUUGCACCUCCAACCACACUUGUUGACUUGCCUCUGAAGUCAACGCCUGUUGAAGUUUCAGUAGAGCGAAGAACAGAUACAGAUUCUUGAUUCAUCUUCUUCUUCUUCAAAAUAGACAAUUAUUUGGUAUUUGGUAGGUUGAUGCUAUUUUUUUUUACUCAUUUGAACCAUAAAUAUUUUUCUAUUCCAUGAUGUAAUUGAUUUUUAGUACAAUAUUUGAUCCAAAAAGAAAAAGUACAACCCAUUUGAUUACUAUAUGGGGUAUGCAAAUAUAUGCAUGGAUUUGAUUUUAAAAACAUGUUGUAGAUUAAAGUUAUAUUAAAAAAAUGUAGAUGUGGAAAAUGUGUAAUUUUGUCUUAAGAUUUGUUAAACAUGAAACCAUGACCUUUUAAUUUCUCACAAGCUGUAAAAUAGAUCCUUUGAAAAAAAGAAUAUCUAUCAACGAAGUGUGUCCAACUUGUAAGUUUUAAAAGCAUC